UUGACUUGCAUCCAUGUUUAGAUUUUGUUGAAAGAUGGAGACUUGGAGCAAUGAGUUUGAUAGAGUACGAAGUAAAAGUCAAAAUAUGUAUGAACACCUCAGCUCGGCAAUAGAAGAACUGCAAAGUUAUUAUCAGUUGCAAGACAGUGUUCAUUUUGAACCCCAACAAAGGAAGCAACAACUCCAACAGUUGAAGCGAAUAGCAGAAGCCAAACAAAAGGAGUGCAAUGCUGAACAAAAAGAAGUAUAUGGGAGUCUUUCUAAACUUAGUAAGAGUGUAGAUAAAACGGCACAGCAGUUGUUAGAAGGAGCUUGUUGUCCUUGUACCAAACUUCCUUCACAUUGGGUUAAUCAAGCUAUUUGUCAGCAUCUUUUCAGAAAAGGCUUAUUUACUGUUGGAGAACAGUUUGCUGAUGAAAGCGGUAUACUUUUUCAAGAUGACUUUACAGAGCCCAUCAAGGAAUUAUAUGACAUUGUGAGUGCCAUUGAUGAAUAUCGUUUGGAACCUGCGAUAAGUUGGAUUAUGAAACAUGCGGUUCACUUAACAAAAGGUGGGGAUAGUUUAUUAUUUCGUUUGCAUGAGUUGCAAUAUCUACAGUUAUUAAGAGAGAGCAAGAAUAGAGAAGCUAUGGAUUAUGCCAAUAAGCAUUUUCCGGCUUUUGCAGAAUCCUAUUUGUCGGAGAUUCAACGACUUUGUUGCAGUUUAUUGUUUAUUGAUCGGAUAGAAACAUCACCCUAUGCUGAUUUAUUUUCGUCCAAUUUGAAGUUAGAAACACAAGUAGAGUUUACCAAAGCAUGUUGCAAGGUUUUAGGGAUUGCUCAAGAGUCUCCAUUAUAUUUAGUUACUAGUGCUGGUAUUGUUGCACUUCCAGUUCUUUUGAAAGCAGCUCGUAUAUUUCCAAACAAAACGGAAUGGAAAGGAACCGAUCAACUUCCAGUAGAAGUGGAAUUGGGCAAAGCUUUUCAAUUUCAUUCCAUAUUUACUUGUCCUGUAUCUCGAGAACAAAGUACUUGGGAUAAUCCUCCCAUGUUAUUGCCUUGUGGUCAUGUUUUAUGUCAAGCUUCCAUUCAGAAGCUUCCUCGAGUAACCUCUCGUUUCAAGUGUCCUUAUUGUCCUUCCGAACAAACGGUUAGUCAAUGUCGAGCGAUAAACUUUUGAUAUGUCUAUUCAUCCAAUCGUAACGGGGUUCCAUACAAUGGUCAUCAAAGUCAUGAAAAGAUUCCAUUUUUUCCUUAUCUAACAAAAACUCUUCUGUUUUCUCCAACAAAGAUAUGGGAAUCGAUUCCAACUUAUCCUUUUCUAUUUCCUUUGCAUUCUCUCGAGAAGAAGAUAUCUGGAAGAAUCGUAAAGGAACUUGACUUGUUCGAACAUCUGGCACUAGUUUUCUAUUAUCCGACUACAACGUUUAUUAGAGUACACAAGACUUAAUACUCACUCUAUACUUACAACCAACAACAAUUUGCAAGUAUCACAUUGUUGAGAGACUUGGUUGACUAACCAUAAACCAUCCGUAGGUUCCGAUGCAUCAAAACGUUCUCCAGCAAUAUAACAACCUAUGAGUGCAAUAUGUUGCUUCUUUGCUAUGAUUUGGGCAAGUUGUAUUCCCACUUGUAACAUAGGAUUGGAUUUCAGGUUUAUGUGACUUAGUGGGAGACACUCAUCCACAGUUAUAGUACUUGAAUACUUGUCUUCUGUGUAGUUGAUGGUU
Messenger RNA from Galdieria sulphuraria, 1709 nucleotides. RefSeq lists its product as uncharacterized. Lineage: Eukaryota; Rhodophyta; Bangiophyceae; Galdieriales; Galdieriaceae. Gene Ontology annotation, biological process: proteasome-mediated ubiquitin-dependent protein catabolic process. The transcript has 8 exons. Gene Ontology annotation, molecular function: protein binding; ubiquitin protein ligase activity. The record is from RefSeq and is a predicted model, not a curated record. The coding region runs from base 35 to 1159 and encodes 374 amino acids. Gene Ontology annotation, cellular component: cytoplasm; GID complex; nucleus.